CCCGUCCGGGACGCGUUUCCUCCGCUCCUGCAAUUGGCCUGGGGCCGCCCGCGCCCGCGUUAUAAGGUGCGGAGGGCGGCCGGCCGCGCUCGUCCCGCACCAUGGCGCUCAGCGACACCGCCCUGCCCUCCUUCGCCACCUUCGCCAGCCCCUGCCGCGAGAAAGCGCUGCACGAAGUGAGUGUGCCCCGCGCCCCGCUGCGCCCCGCGGCCCCCCAGGCGAAGGGCAGCUCUAACCCCGUCCCUUUUCUCUCCCCACAGAGGUGGAAGUGUGAGCAGGAGGCCAAGACCCCCGCCGGCACCUGGGGCGGCCUCUCCCCGCGCAAAGAGGAUGAGGAUCUCAACAACGUGCUGGAUUUUAUCCUUUCCAUGGGCAGCGAUGGCUACGGCCAGGGCGCUGCCGGCGGGGACUAUCCCCCUGCCCAAGGCGAAAGCGGUGGCUUUUACCAGACGAGCCCGUCCCCGGGAUGCUACAGUGCCCUGGAGCAGGGCAGCCCCCCGCCCUACAACGCCGGCAUGGUGCCGGAGAUGCUGCGAUCCGAGAUGGACUCCAGCUACUGCCCUCCUGGCAGCGUCCACGGCCGCUUCUUCGUGACCCCCACCUUCGGCGGCCCGCAGUUCGUCGAGAACAUUAAGCCCGAGCCCGACAUGGACAAUUAUGGACCGGUCCUGGGUCUGGUGCCCCAGGCUUGCCCGAAGAUCAAGCAGGAGGGGAACGCCACCUGCAUGAUGGCCUACGAGCAGCCGCGGGUGGCCAGCUCGCCGCAGAUCCCCGGGGCAGAGACGCCGCCGCUGAGCCCCGACGACCUCAUGGCGAACGAGUGCCACUCGCAGAUGAUGUGCCCCUCGUCCGUGUCCUACCAGCAGAGUUACCACCCGGCCUCCGGCUUCCACCACCCGCAGACGCACCUCCAGUACCAGAACACCUCCCAGUUUGGCCUCUUCGAGGACAGCCUGCCCUUGCAGCCCUCGGCUCCCAGGGGCAUGCUCACCCCUCCUUCCUCCCCUCUGGAGCUGCUGGACUCCAAACCCAAGCGAGGACGCCGGUCGUGGCCGAGGAAGAGGACGGCCACUCACACGUGCAGCUACGCCGGGUGUGGGAAGACCUACACCAAGAGCUCACACCUGAAGGCUCACCUCAGGACGCACACAGGUGAGAAGCCCUACCACUGCAACUGGGAAGGCUGCGGCUGGAAGUUCGCCCGCUCGGACGAGCUCACCCGGCACUACCGCAAGCACACGGGGCACCGGCCCUUCCAGUGCCACCUGUGCGACAGGGCGUUCUCCAGGUCCGACCACCUGGCUCUGCACAUGAAGCGGCACAUGUAGCCCCGGGAGCCCGCCCUGCCGCCACUGGACCUCGCAAAACUGCUCAGGUGCAGAAGGGUUAAAAAAAAAAAAUAAA
Passer domesticus (house sparrow) is the source of this 1404-nucleotide messenger RNA. It is a transcript of the gene KLF2, whose product is annotated as KLF transcription factor 2. Gene Ontology annotation, biological process: regulation of transcription by RNA polymerase II. The record is from RefSeq and is a predicted model, not a curated record. The coding region runs from base 102 to 1328 and encodes 408 amino acids. NCBI's taxonomy places the organism in Eukaryota, Metazoa, Chordata, Aves, Passeriformes, Passeridae. The transcript has 2 exons. Gene Ontology annotation, molecular function: DNA-binding transcription factor activity, RNA polymerase II-specific; RNA polymerase II cis-regulatory region sequence-specific DNA binding.